AGGAAUUUAAGGAUUCCCCACUAUAUAACAUAAUUCGUUUUCACGCUGCUGUGUAAAGUUUUCUAUGAAUUUUUAAAUAAUAGUACGUGCUUUCGAGCUGUAUCCAUUUUUUUUUUAAAGUUUAAAAUAAAUAAAUUCGUUAUAUUUACUCCAUAUACUUUUUAGUAUUAACAUUCAUCAACUGGAAGUAAAGGUAAAAAAAAUGUGUUAUGAGUAAAAUUGUGUUCAGAAAUCCGAGGCCUUACGAUUAAUGAUUAUUACUUCUAUUUUGUAUCAAAUUUAUUUUCGAAAUACGGUAUUUUUCAGGAUGACAGUUGACUCGUGGAUAUCCAAUAAAAUAUGGCUAAAGUGCAUUCGUUUUUUUUGUUAUGGGACCAAGAAAUACAUCUUUCUAAAAAUGCAAAUUUGCCUUAUUGGAAAAUAUCAAAAAUGCCGAAAAAAUCUCUUCAAAUUGGGAGAAACGGCCACACAUUUUAAUACAUAUCACUCGGAUGCAUUAAGAUUGGAUUAUAAUAUAUGGUUCUGGAAUUCUAAUAUAACAACAACAAAAUGCAUUGCGGCCGCGUAUUGAUCAAGUAUUUACAAUUGGACAUAUUGGUCAUUUUGGCGACUAUAAAGCUUGGGAAUGCAAAUUAUCAUGGACUACGCAGUCGGGAAAGAAAUUUAAGCAAUAGCAACGGAGUAAAAACUGAAGAAGCAUCACAUAUCGUAAAUCCCGGUGGUGUAAGAACAGUUGGUGAAGUGUUUGUGCCAAAAACCUUUUCACUUAACUCACAGGAACCGACAUGCGAACAGCUUCGCGCCAUGUGGAUUUUUUCAAAGAGGCAAUCUCGAGCUGCAGAAAUAACUAAUGAAAUACCAACAUAUAGGGAUCCCUUUACAUAUAAUGUUUGGGAGCCUCUGUUUUUGAACUCUCGAAUGCUAGGAUCAUUACGGAUGAGCGCACGGGAAAGAGCCAGGUCCCCUGUUUUUGGCCGUGUCCUCAAUCGAGAGCCAAAUGCACCGCAGCGUGUUCCAAUUGAACACCAUCGAAGAUUGGGUGAAUUUGGAUCAAGCGCUUCUAGUUUAAGUCCCUCUCGUUAUUAUGGAGCUGAAAUACGACCACAAACAGCAGCUUCUUCCUCAAUUCGUAGAUCAAGCAAAAAUCGGUAUAUGGGAAUCCCAAAUAUUACUGGAAGUAAUCCAAAAGAAAGUCAAAAUUCAGUUGCUAUUCAAGGCAGCUUUCAAAAGCUUAAAGAGCUAAUUUGGACUGAGAGAGCGAAGGAAUUAACGGAGCAACGUCGAGAUGAGGAGUUGGCAGCGCGUUCUGCUGCCCUUAAAGAAAUUGCUAACGGAAAAAACUUAAUUUCAGAUUAUCACCAUCAAGUCGGUAGCUUAUCGGAUUCUCUAUUAAUGGACGAAAAUCGAAGUCCCGAAGAAAAUAGUUACCGAGAUAGUGACGUAAAUCGGAAGUCAAUUCUAAAUGAGCAAAAUUUUAAAAAUAGUAAAAUGAAUAAAAAUGGCCAUAGAUCAGGUUUUAAAGCAACAACGCGUCGCAUUGGAAAUUCUCCUUACAGUAAUACAGAGUUUCAAACCAAUAAGGAACUUAAAAGCAAAUUUUUUGGAAGUAAUAGAGCUGCCCGCAUUAAAAUGCCAGCAAUUGAGUUUAUAUCAGACGAUUCCACCGAAAGUGAUCCUUCCGUGGUUGGAAUCCCAAGAACGUACCCAAUUCGAAAAUCACACUUCAGAGAGAGAAAUCGAUCUUUUCUAAAUGAGCCGCAAAUAAAUGGUAAUUUUCAUCGCUUUUUGAGGGGAUUACCGACAUGGUCUUCCAAAAUGUCUAUACAAGAAAUAGAAAGCAGCAGCUUAUUACCUAAGGAAAAUUUUUUAGGCAUCCAACUGGAAAACAACGAUCAAUUAAAAGUAUUAAAUGAACAAAAACGAGCAGAUGAAAGAUUCUAUGAAUACGAUAAAUAUUAAAGAGUCGGUGGUACCUACCUAGUCGCUAAAUGUUUCUGGAAUAAAUCAGUCUCAUUAUUUAUUAAUCGUCUAAAUUACAACUAAUUAAAAUUUAAUCUGAACUGUAAAUACAGGCGAAUACUAAAGUAAAUGCCCAACAUACUUUUUUAAUAAUAUAUUUGAAAAUUACUAAUUUCGAGUCAUUUAAAUUGGUUUCCAAUUGGUUGAAAUGAAAAUUAUAUACUUUCUGGAGAAUAAAAUGAAUAUAAUAUGCUUCAAAUAUAAAAGAUACUCUUCACAUAUUGGAAAGUUUUGCCGUCAAGUAUCUUAUUUGUGCCUCCCUAAUUUGCGAUAAACCUUGAACGAAUUUAUUUUAGGUUGACUGUUUCCUGUUAUACUAAAUAGGAAAACUCACUGCACUUUAGAAAUCAAAAUUAUUUUUAUUAUUGUUUAAUAAUAAUUCGGCAAUUAAGCCGAAAAUGAUAAUUACUCGAGCAAACCUUCCGAUACUUAAUAUAAUUCGAAUAAAAAGCCAAAUUGACUGUAUUCAAAAACCAUAAAUAUAUUUUUCGAGAUCAAGCAUAUUUACGAAUCAAGUAAUGUUACGUUUGGAAUUUUCAAAUCAAAAUGCUUCCAAUCGAUAACAAUCAAAUCCAAAUAGCAUAUUUUUGGACUAGUCAGUCAAUAUUUAUUCCGAAUUUCGAAGAACACAUUGAAGAUAGAAAUGAAAAAAGCACUUUCACGGAAGUACCUACAUACCUACCUACAUAAAAAGUUUAUAAAACAAAAGAUUACUUUUCAUUAACUAUAAACAUAUCACGAUCUAUAAAGAAGUGUUUAAUAUAAUAUCUACCUAUGCUCAAGCCGUAUGACAUUUAAAUUCUUGUUCUCGAAAUUUAAACGUAAAGAUGAACUAACAAUCUGAUUAAUGUGCAUGUAUUACACCAUUCAAACCAAGGAAUCACACCGAAUGUUAUCCAGUUCUAAUUCAUUACUACGGGCAUUGCGCGCAAAGCAUAUGGAUGUACAGUACAUACCUUUCAUAUACAUAAAUAAAAUACACCAUUAUUAAGCUCAUGUCAACAAUCGUUAAUAAUAAUGUAGAAUAAAGCUGGCUUAACUCCAGCAUCGAUUACUUGGAAAACAGUGCGGAUAUGAUGCUCAUUGAAAUAUUCAAUCAAACCUUUGAAAUAUUGAAUUUAAUUUGGCUGGUAAAAAUGUGUAGGCAAAAAUUCGUGUAAAAUUUAACAUAUCGAACUAUAAUACUAUUAAUAACUAAACAUGUACUUUAUUGAUGAGACGUUUAAAUCAAAGAACGUAUCUGAGCUAGAUCUGAAUCAUUCUGAAAUCACCUAGUCACAUUAUUUUUAUUUCAAAGAA
This is a messenger RNA of Drosophila sechellia, 3318 nucleotides long. RefSeq lists its product as uncharacterized. The record is from RefSeq and is a predicted model, not a curated record. The coding region runs from base 550 to 1959 and encodes 469 amino acids. NCBI's taxonomy places the organism in Eukaryota, Metazoa, Arthropoda, Insecta, Diptera, Drosophilidae. The transcript has 8 exons.